AUGUCAGUCACUACAUAUGAUAAAGAUAGAGAAUUAUUUGCACGUGUUGGCAAAGACAACAGAAUCGAAGUUUAUAAUUCAUUCAACGGUAAACUUUUACAUAGUUUCACAGAAGUAGAAGAAACUGAAAACGAAUAUACUUUAUUAGCUUUUUCAAGCCAUAAUAAAACAGAAUCUAAAGAAAAUUUAAAAAAUUUAGUUGCAGUUUCAAGUUCAGGUACAUGUUAUUUAUAUGAUGUUAUUGAUUUUAAAAAGAAGGGCGUAUUUUCAACACAUUCAAAAACCAUUACUGCAGUAGUUUUAGGUAAAAAGUAUCUUUUCACUGCAGAUACACAAGGUAAAGUUUAUCAAUGGGAUUGCUCAAGCAAGAAGAGUAUUAGAAAUUUACAAGCCUCAGAAAAGAUGGUUUCAAGUAUGACAUUAAAUAAUAAAGAAACUCAAUUAAUUUUAGCAAAUAAUGGUAUUCAAAUUGUUGAUCUCUCCAACUUUAGAGACAGCAAAAAGAUUUCAAAUAUUGGUUCACAAAACAUCAAAGAGAUUACAUUCACUCAAGAUGAUAAAUAUUUAGUUCUUCACAAAAAAGAUAGUUUAGUUUCAAUCUAUGCCAUGGACAAACUCACAGCAAAUGAUUCUACAGUUACUUUUACAUUAAACGCAAAUGGUCCAGUCCAAUCACUUUCAGUUUUCACACACGAUAUUAAACGUUCCAAUAAAAACAUCACCCAAUAUCUUAUUUCUGCACUCUUAGAAUCUUCACAAGUUAAUAUUUUUGCUUACUAUCAAGAUGAACAAUAUAAUAAAGGUGCCGAAUCACCAGUCUCUGAAAUCAAUCCAAACUCCCAAAAUAUUUAUUCAAUGAAUUUAAUUAGUACAACCGAAUUAGUUUUAUCAAUUUUCGAAAAAGAGAAAUAUCAUUUUGAAAGAGUUAAAUUCUUUGAUAAAAAUAUUUUCAUUAAAUCAAUUACAUUAGAAAGAUCAAGCGAAUUUGAUAAAGCUUCAAGUACAAAUAAAAAACAAAAAAUUUCAAAUGACAGUGUUGCAAUUUCAGGAAAUGCUGUAGAAAUGAAACAAGAAAAAAUUAAUUUACCAAAUAUAAAGAAAAAUAAUGAUUCAAUAGCUAGUGCUGGUACUAUUGUCGAUUUGAUCACCCAAUCAUUAAAAGCAGAUAAUGAUAAUCUCUUAUUAUCAUCAAUUAAAGUUAAUUUCUCUGUAAUCCAAAGCACCGUUAAAUCACUUCCAUCACCAUACGCAUAUAGUCUUUUAGUUAAAUUAUUAAAAUAUUUAGCAACUGAUAAUUCAAAAUCAUUAAUUGUAUUACCAUGGAUCAAUUGUAUUAUCAAAGAUCAUUCAGGAUAUUUAUUAUCAGUUCCAAACCUUUCAAAAAAAUUAUCAGUUUUAAAUUCAAUUGUUCAAGAUAAAUUUGAUUUACAUAAUAGAUUAUCAAAAUUAGUUGGUAAAUUCGAUUUAAUUCAAAGUCAAACUAAAUCAGUUAAUACAGAAUCAGUUGAAUACGACCCAACUCUUGUUUAUGACGAAGCAAGUGACAACGAAGAUGCCAAUCAAGACGAAGAUGGUGAUAUGACCGAUGACAAUGAAGAUUCUGAUUCCGACGAAUUUGAUGGUAUGGGUGGUGAUGACGACGAAGAUGAUGGUUUAGACGAAGAUAUUGAAGAUUUAAUGGAUGAUGAUGAUUUAUAA
Molecule: messenger RNA, 1698 nt
Organism: Dictyostelium purpureum
Lineage: Eukaryota; Evosea; Eumycetozoa; Dictyosteliales; Dictyosteliaceae
Exons: 4
Coding region: 1-1698 (565 amino acids)
Biological process (GO): maturation of SSU-rRNA from tricistronic rRNA transcript (SSU-rRNA, 5.8S rRNA, LSU-rRNA)
Cellular component (GO): nucleolus
Molecular function (GO): protein binding
Source: RefSeq, a predicted model, not a curated record